ACACAGACAGAAAGCUUGGGAGGUGUAGUGGAAGAACGGCAGGAGAAUCUGAUUAAAUGAGCAGAUUUUUUUUAGGCAGAUUAUUGAAGGACACAGCAGUGAAAAAAAGCCACCGAAGGCGCAAACAAUAAUGAGCGGGAAGCAGUUUUGAGACCUCGGACCAGGUAACUUGCAAGAACAAGGCUUGCUGAUUCCUUUCGCCCUCCUGGUUUGAGCGAAGGUCUUGUGGGGAACUGCAGCAUUUUUCCCAGUCAGACCCCAAGAACAGACCAUCAUGCAGGCCAUUAUGACUGACGUAGUGAUUGUAAAGGAGGGAUGGCUGCACAAAAGAGGAGAGUAUAUCAAGACCUGGAGGCCAAGAUACUUCUUGCUGAAGAGUGACGGUACAUUCAUUGGAUACAAGGAGAGACCACAAGAUGUGGACCAGCUGGAAACGCCUUUGAAUAACUUCUCUGUAGCCCAGUGCCAGCUGAUGAAGACGGAGCGACCCAGGCCCAACACAUUCAUCAUCCGCUGCCUGCAGUGGACCACUGUCAUUGAACGCACCUUCCACGUAGAGACCCCUGAGGAGAGGGAGGAAUGGACAAAAGCCAUCCAGACCGUUGCCGACAGCCUGCAGAGGCAGGAGGAGGAGAUGAUGGACUCCUCACCGGACCCCAUGGACGUGGAGGUGUACUUGACCAAACCCCGACUCAAAGUGACUAUGCACGAUUUUGAAUACCUCAAGCUCCUGGGAAAAGGCACUUUCGGCAAAGUCAUCCUGGUGAAGGAGAAGGCUACAGGACGAUACUAUGCCAUGAAAAUCUUGAAAAAGGAAGUGAUAGUGGCAAAAGAUGAAGUAGCACACACACUCACUGAGAACCGAGUGCUACAGAACUCCAAGCACCCAUUCUUGACGGGAUUGAAGUACUCCUUCCAGACACAUGACCGGUUGUGUUUUGUCAUGGAGUAUGCCAACGGUGGCGAGCUUUUUUUUCACCUCUCUCGUGACCGCGUCUUCUCAGAAGAGCGUGCCCGUUUCUAUGGGGCAGAAAUUGUGUCAGCGCUGGACUAUCUGCACUCGGAGCGUAAUGUGGUCUACAGAGACCUGAAGCUGGAAAAUCUUAUGCUGGACAAGGAUGGACAUAUUAAGAUCACAGACUUUGGCCUGUGCAAGGAGGGGAUUACGGAUGGGGCUACCAUGAAAACGUUCUGUGGAACCCCAGAGUAUCUGGCACCAGAGGUGCUGGAGGACAAUGACUAUGGCCGGGCAGUGGACUGGUGGGGCCUGGGUGUGGUCAUGUACGAGAUGAUGUGCGGCCGACUGCCCUUUUACAAUCAGGAUCACGAGAAGCUGUUUGAGCUCAUCCUUAUGGAGGAGAUCCGUUUCCCUCGAACCCUGGGCCCUGAGGCUAAGUCUCUGCUCUCUGGACUGCUGAAGAAGGAUCCCAAACAGCGGUUAGGAGGAGGGCCAGAUGAUGCCAAGGAGAUCAUGCAGCACAAGUUUUUUGCAGGCAUUGUCUGGCAGGAUGUUUAUGAGAAGAAGCUGAUCCCACCCUUUAAGCCCCAGGUCACCUCGGAAACGGACACACGGUAUUUCGAUGAGGAGUUCACAGGGCAGACAAUUACCAUCACGCCCCCAGGACAAGAUGAGAGCAUGGAGUCUUUCGACAGCGAAAGGAGACCCCACUUCCCGCAGUUCUCCUAUUCUGCCAGUGGGACAGCCUAAAAAUCCUCUUCUCCCCUGUCCCCAUCCAGUCUCCACCCCUGUCCAGUCUACAAUAUCGCCUUUCCCCUCCACCAGACUGCAUUGUCAAAGACCGUGGCCUGCUCCUGCUCUUGCUUUUUUCUUGUGUUUUCCAGUGCCCUGUCCCAAAGACCCCCCCGUGGGUUUGCCAUAUCCAGAGUGGGUGGUGGGGGGGACUCAGCACUCAGUCAGAAAGGGAUGGAUUUUUCCGUGGCCUUUGAAGACCAUCUUUUUUUGUGAAGUUUACAAGAGGUAACACUACAGUGUAUUUUCCACAUAGGCCCCUUGUGAUUCAGAUCAUCCAUGUUUUGAAUUAGCCUUCUGCAGAAUUCCUCACCGAUUUAACACACAUCUGCAGUCCUGCAGCACCGUUGACGAGAUGUGAUGAUCUUUUUAAAUUCACACUUUGCUUGCAUCAUCACUUCCAUUAAUUGUGCUUGCUGUAUUCUUACAAAGUGUGAAUUUUUUUUUUCCUAAAGCGAUCUUGUGGCGAAAAAUUAACAGGGUCACUAUUUUGGGGAGGAAAAACCUCCUUUUUGCAUUUUCCAAGAGCGCCAAACCAAUUCUAAGGUUCGAUAUUUCGAAACGAUCUCUUAGUUUGUCAAGUAAUAUUCCUUAUGAGCAGGUUUUCAGUGAACUUCAGAGUAAGUGAUAAGCACAUCCAGAAUAUGUACCCGUAACUGUUUUUGUUCUGGAUAUUUUUAAAAUGUAUGACCUCAAAAUUAAAAUGACCAGAUGUUGGAAACAGGCCAGCACAUAUCACACAAAGUUCAUCCUAUCCACAUGGGCCCAUAGUCACCAUGUUUUGUUCAUAAAUAUAGGCACAUUAUAUGUACCACAGUGCACAACAGGGGACCAUUAGUAGCGUAGAUUUAGCAGUAAUAAACUACCUGUAUUGAAAUGAUAGUGCAAUACAUUGACGGAGCAAGAGACAGAGGACACUUUAUGACCCGGUGAAGGGGUGCUGGAAGAUGUAUUUGUGUUUCACUGCGUGACACAUUUCUUUAGCUGGAAAAGCUGCAGUCCCUAUCAACCUGGCGCAAUCCACAGCCAUGCCCCCCCCCCCAUCCCCCUCAGGCGGAGCCACUCCCAAGCUACAUCCCAGAUAACGCUUGGGUUCCAGUGCGCUCGAAUGUUGCGCUCUGCCGACAACCGUCCUCCACUUCCCUCUGAGCAGGCCAUUUAGGCUCCGGUUCUUUCUGCUGAAUCAGGGAUUUUUUUUUUUUUUUUAA
Molecule: messenger RNA, 2958 nt
Organism: Scleropages formosus (Asian bonytongue)
Lineage: Eukaryota; Metazoa; Chordata; Actinopteri; Osteoglossiformes; Osteoglossidae
Gene: akt1
Product: v-akt murine thymoma viral oncogene homolog 1
Exons: 14
Coding region: 275-1708 (477 amino acids)
Biological process (GO): protein phosphorylation
Molecular function (GO): ATP binding; protein serine/threonine kinase activity
Source: RefSeq, a predicted model, not a curated record